AUGUCACCUUUUUUUCAAGAUAUUUUGGAUGGUGUAGCUGGCUAUGGGCCUGGUUAUAUAGGUCCUUCUUAUGACUCUUUAAGGGUUAACUUAUUAGCCGAUCUCAAAAGGGAGUGUCAAAUGGUUGUUGAUAGCUAUAGGUCUGCUUGGAAAGAAACUGGAUAUACUCUCAUGGCUGAUGGUUGGACAAAUCAAAGGCAAAGAACGUUGAUUAAUUUUUUGGUUUAUUGUUCGAAAGGGUUGUGCUUUGUGAAAUCUGUUGAUGCCUCAAGUAUGGUUAAAAAUGCUUCUAGCUUGUGUGACUUGUUUUCAGAGGUGAUUGAAUGGAUUGGAUUUGAUAAUGUUGUUCAUGUAGUAACCGAUAAUGCUGCGAAUUAUGUUGCUGCUGGUAGGCUUAUUAGUAAGAAAUUUGAAAAUAUUCACUGGUCACCUUGUGCUGCUCAUUGCUUGAAUCUUAUUCUAAAAGAUAUAAGCAGCAUGCCACAUAUUUCUAGCCUUGCAACACAUGCUUCGAAGAUUACUGUGUUUGUAUAUAAUCAUACGGUGUUCUUGUCCUGGCUAAGACAAAAAGAUAAUUGGAAGGAGAUUGUUCGUCCAGGUCCAACUCGUUUUGCCACUGUCUUCCUCACAUUGAUGAGUAUCUUUGAGCGCAAAUCGAAAUUACAACAAUUGGUUGUUGAUACACAUUUUACCGGACACAAAUUAGGAAGGAGUGCUAAUGGUAGAGCUGUGAGUGCAAUUAUCCUAGACAAUAAAUUUUGGGAUGAUUGUUUUACUGUAUGCCAAAUUGUGAGUCCGUUGAUUAAAUUGCUGAGGUUUGUAGCUGCCGAUGAUAAACCAUCAUUGGGAAUUGUUUAUGAAGGUAUGCUGAGGUCAGAAAAUGGAAUCAAAGAAAUGUUCAAGCAUAGGAAGAGUGCAUAUCAACCUUACACAGAGAUUAUCAACUCAAGAUGGGACAAACAUUUGAAAAAAAAUCUUCACGCAGCAGCCUAUUUCUUGAAUCCUGAGUGCUUUUUUUCUAAAAAUUAUAGAGAAUCACCUGAUGUCAUGCGAGCUUUACUUGAUCUUGUUACAUUGCAUUGCAAGGUUAAUAAUUUAGAUUCAGUUGAGGCAAUGAAAGAAAUACACUUAUAUAGAGAUCGAAAGGAAAGCUUUGAUAGGCCUGAAGCUGUUCCAGCUGCAAAAAAACUUCAACCUGAUGAAUGGUGGAGGUUGUUUGGUAGUUCUGCUCCAUGUUUACAAAAAAUUGCAGUUCGCAUUCUUAGCCAAGCAUCUGCUUCUUCAGGGUGUGAAAGGAAUUGGAGUCUUUUUGAUCAAAUUCAUACAACAAGAAGGAAUAGAUUGGAGCAUGAUAGGCUAAGUGAUAUUGUGUAUGUUACAUAUAAUUUGCGUCUUAAAUCCAGGAAUGAAAGAAAAAAAAGAAAGCAAAAGUCGCAAUAUGAUCCAAUCGAUAUUGAAACUAUUGAUAAGGUUGAUUUUUGGGUGACGGAAGAGGUUGUUGAAAAAGAGCCUGAUCUUCCAAGUAAUAUUGAAGACUUGCUUCAUGAGAUUGAUGCUGAUUUAGAUCAAGGUGGUGGUGGUGGUAGUACUAGUACAUUUUAUGAUGCACCACUUGCUUUUUCUGGUCCAAGUAGUGGAAAUGAAGGUGAUGAAAUCAAUGACGCAAAUCUGCAACAAAUUAUGGAGGAUUUUGAUGGUUGA
Molecule: messenger RNA, 1701 nt
Organism: Arachis duranensis
Lineage: Eukaryota; Viridiplantae; Streptophyta; Magnoliopsida; Fabales; Fabaceae
Exons: 4
Coding region: 1-1701 (566 amino acids)
Molecular function (GO): protein dimerization activity
Source: RefSeq, a predicted model, not a curated record